AUGCUUGACGCCUUAACUGAUGCUGAACUGAAUCGAAUUCAGAAGGUGGAGAAACUCAUCGUAGGAGGAGAUGCAGUUCGGGAUAGAAACCUAGUCAAGGUCUUAAAUUCUGGCCUCGAUGUUACGCAAAUCUAUGGUCCAACAGAGGGUACUGUGUGGUCCCUGACCAACAGAUGUAAAGCCCUACCUGAAGAGGGAUCCCUUAUAGGAAAACCAGUGCUCAACGAAACAUGCUGGUUGGCUGAGGGAGUGAAAGAGGGCGAAUUAGUCCUAAGCGGAGCCAAGGUAGCUCGAGGAUAUUUCAAUGAUCCCAACAACGAGAGUUUCUACCGAACCAAUGGUGUGCCAUGCUAUCGUACUGGAGACAUCGUCAGGAACGACAAGGAGGGAUUCAUUUACCGAGGAAGGAUCGACUCACAAAUGAAAGUUCGUGGCCAUCGGAUUGAAAGCUUAGAGGUGGAGCGAGCGAUACUCGAGACUUCACUGAACAUUUCAGAAGCCAAAGUCAUCGCUCUAAAGGAGUCGCUGAUUGCGUUUAUAGUUCACGACAAGCCCCUAGACAGCGCUACGGUGCUAGCUGAGCUGGAGGCAACUUUGCCAUCGUACAUGGUCCCAUCACGGUUCGUCCGGGUCCCAGAGAUACCUCUGAACAGCUCAGGAAAAGUAAAUAAGGAAAAGCUAUUGGAGGAAUAUAGCCGGACUACUGUGGAUUGCGCGGCUCCUACGACUACCCAAAUGUCCCUGACCGAGCAGAGAGUAGCUUCAGUCUUUGAAAAACUUUUAGGCCUGAAAAAUGUGCGGUCUACGGACAACUUCUUCACCCUCGGUGGACAUUCGCUACUUCUCUUCGAACUGAAGAACCAACUACUCACUGAAUUCGAUCUGAACAUUGAAGUUCAUGAUCUUUUCGCCAAUCUCACUGUACAGGAAAUGGCCAGGUUUAUUACGAAGCAGUCGAGAGAAGCCGGUGACACUUCGAUCAUUACAAAACUACGUGAGGCACCUGAGGCCAAGUUCAACGUCUAUUUGAUUCAUGCCAUUGGUGGAUCUGUAUUUCCGUACUAUGCUUUUCUUCAAGUAUUUCCUAAAACGGUCAAUAUUUAUGCUAUUGAAUAUCAACUGCACUUCGAAGCUGACACAAUCAAGCAACUAGCUGCAUUCUACGCGAGAGCGAUAGCAGCACACACAAGAGAUGUCCGACCUUUUCCAAUGGGCCACUCUCUGGGUGGAACUAUUAGCAGAGAAAUCGUCGCCGAAUUGAAGCUGUGGGGAUGGGAGAUCCCAUUUGUGAUGAUGUUCGACACGUGGAUGGUGCAGCAAUUGAACAUGGAGCGAGUGACAGCUUUCGCCAAGAAAACCUUCUUGGCACUACCCGACUACGAAGAUCGGGUGAAAAAGACAACUCGCCUAGCUGAUAUGCUACGGAGGCAUACUUGUGCUAUUUCUACGACGAAAAUAUAUUUGUUCAAAAGCGCAGAGGUCAGCGAUGAUGAGGCAUUCCGAAGAGUUGUACGACCGGAUCUCAAUGAAAGUAUAUUACGAGCGAUGACAGAUAAUAGGCUCGGUUCAUCUUCUACGCAACCCAUCGAUGUAUGGCUGAUUGAUGGAAAUCAUGAGUCGUGCAUGAAGCCUGGAGAAUCUCACCACUCACAAGGAGACGAUACUUUCAAUUUUUACCAAUUAUUUGUAGUCUUCUAG
Molecule: messenger RNA, 1698 nt
Organism: Cooperia oncophora
Lineage: Eukaryota; Metazoa; Nematoda; Chromadorea; Rhabditida; Trichostrongylidae
Source: the annotation of a GenBank genome assembly